AUGGACUUUGCCACAAGAAGAUGGUUCUGCCUACCACUGGGGUGCAUGGUGCUCAUCAAUCUGGUUAAUGCCGAUUUUGAGUUUCAAAAGGGAGUGCUUGCCAGCGCCAGCCCCGGGAUCACGGAAGACAUUGAUCUCCAGUGCUGGAAUGCUUGCUCUUUGACUUUGAUAAGUUUCAGGGAACUCAAGAUAGAAUACAAUGUGGAUGCCUUCUGGAAUUUCAUGUUGUUCUUGCAGAAAUUCCAGCGUCCUAGACAUUACAAUGUCUUCUUAAGCAUAGCUCAGGAUUUCUGGGACAUGUAUGUAGACUGCUUGCUUUCAAGAUCUCACGGACUGGGCAGAAGACAGGUGAUGCCUCCUAAGUAUAAUUUUCCACAGAAGAUAGCAGGAGGGCUGGAUUUUACCAAACGUGAAUUUUACAUUUGAGAGAGAACAUGGAAAAUAUCUCCAGCAAGAUGACACCAACCUGAAAGUUUAACUGUCAGUAUUAAUGAGGUCAAGUAUUUCCUGUAGUGUUUAUCAAAAUUGUUAUUUCUAAUUUUUUAAUAUUGAUGGUUGUAUUUUUGUUGAUGUGUGUAAUUGCCUUAUGGCCAUUGAAUGAUCAUUUCCAUCUUUUCAGGUGAUUUGUUGUUUCUUGCUUACAAGGCAUCUUUGUAAAGCAUCUUUUAAAAAUUCCACUUAAAAUGCAAAUGUAACUUUUUUUAUGCAACAGUCAGUGGAGUAAAAUUGUAAUCAAUUUUAUAAGGUAUCUUAUACAUAACUUUGAUUUUAAAAUUG
This is a messenger RNA of Myotis daubentonii (Daubenton's bat), 777 nucleotides long. It is a transcript of the gene FAM237B, whose product is annotated as family with sequence similarity 237 member B. NCBI's taxonomy places the organism in Eukaryota, Metazoa, Chordata, Mammalia, Chiroptera, Vespertilionidae. The record is from RefSeq and is a predicted model, not a curated record.